GAGCGCACGUGGGCGCCGAGCGCGGGGCCGCGCGCCCACCAUGAACUCCAGCGGCCCGGGUUACCCGCUCGCUUCGCUCUACGCGGGCGACCUGCACCCCGACGUGACUGAGGCCAUGCUCUACGAGAAGUUCUCGCCCGCUGGCCCCAUCCUGUCCAUCCGCGUGUGCCGCGACGUGGCCACCCGCCGCUCGCUGGGCUACGCCUACAUCAACUUCCAGCAGCCGGCCGACGCGGAGCGGGCACUGGACACAAUGAACUUUGAGGUGAUCAAAGGCCAGCCCAUCCGCAUCAUGUGGUCCCAACGAGACCCAGGACUUCGCAAGUCGGGUGUCGGCAACAUCUUCAUCAAGAACCUGGAAGACUCCAUUGACAACAAGGCCUUGUACGACACCUUCUCCACCUUUGGGAACAUCCUCUCUUGCAAGGUGGUGUGUGAUGAUCAUGGCUCCCGAGGCUUUGGCUUUGUGCAUUUUGAGACCCACGAGGCUGCACAGAACGCCAUCAGCACCAUGAACGGGAUGCUCCUGAAUGACCGCAAAGUCUUCGUUGGCCACUUCAAGCCCCGACGGGAGCGGGAUGCAGAGCUGGGAGCUCGGGCCAUGGAGUUCACCAACAUCUACGUGAAGAACCUCCACGUGGACGUGGAUGAGCAGUGCCUGCAGGACCUCUUCUCCCAGUUUGGGAAGAUACUGAGUGUCAAGGUGAUGAGGGAUGACGGCGGCCACUCCCGCGGCUUUGGCUUUGUCAACUUUGAGACGCAUGAGGAAGCCCAGAAGGCUGUGAUGGACAUGAACGGGAGGGAGGUGAGUGGACGGCUGCUCUACGUAGGCCGGGCCCAGAAGCGGGUGGAGCGGCAGAAUGAGCUGAAGCGCAGGUUCGAGCAGAUGAAGCAGGACCGGCUGACCCGUUACCAGGGCGUGAACCUGUAUGUGAAGAACUUGGAUGACUCCAUCGAUGAUGAGAAACUGAGGAAAGAGUUCUCUCCCUAUGGAGUGAUCACCAGUGCCAAGGUGAUGACAGAGGGUGGCCACAGCAAAGGGUUUGGCUUUGUGUGUUUUUCCUCUCCAGAAGAGGCGACGAAGGCCGUGACAGAGAUGAACGGGCGCAUCGUGGGGACCAAGCCACUGUACGUGGCACUGGCCCAGCGCAAGGAGGAGCGGAAGGCCAUCCUGACCAACCAGUACAUGCAGCGCCUCUCCACCAUGCGGGCCCUGGGCAGCCCCCUCCUGGGCUCCUUCCAGCAGCCUGCCAGCUACUUCCUGCCCGCUACACCCCAGGUGACCUCUUGUCCGCAUCCCUUCCCUGACAGCCAGGUGGGGCAGGAAGAUCAGAGCUUCACAGGCAGACAGAGAUUCCCAACAUGCUUCAGCUGGAAAUUCACUCGGCAGGCGGCCGUUGUCACCCCAUCUCUAACAGGGCCUCCAGCCCAGGCCCCAUACUAUGGCUCUGGCCCACCUGUCCAGCCUGCCUCCAGGUGGACGGCCCAGCUACCCAGACCCUCGUCCGCCUACCCGCCUGCGGCCUCGGUUGUCCAGCCAGCAGCCGUGUCUCGGCGCCCCUCGUUCCCCAUCGGCAGUGCCAGGCAGAUCUCCACCCACGUGCCGCGCCUGGUGCCCCACGCCCAGGGAGUGGCCAACAUCGGUACCCAGACCACAGGACCCGGCAUGGCAGGAUGCUCUUCACCAAGGGGGCCUCUCCUGACACACAGGUGUUCCUUGGCAACACACAACACCCACCGGGUCCAGGAGCCUGCUGUGCGUGUCCCCGGACAGAAGCCCCUGACUGCAUCCAUGCUGGCCGCAGCGCCGCUGCACGAGCAGAAGCAGAUGAUCGGUGAGCGUCUCUACCCCCUCAUCUACAAUGUCCAUACCCAGCUGGCUGGCAAGAUCACGGGCAUGCUGCUGGAGAUCGACAACUCGGAGCUGCUGCUCCUGCUGGAGUCCCCAGAGUCCCUCAGCGCCAAGGUCGAAGAGGCUCUGGCGGUGUUGCAGGACCACCAGGCCACGGAGCAGACCUGAGUGCACGUGCGCCGGGACCAGAAAAUGGACUCCUUACUCCCUUGGCUGACAAGAGAACCGCGUUUCCUGCUCUUGGCUCUAAGGCCCUGUGAACCGUAACUUCCCAACUGGGCUGUAUCUGCACUUGAGCUUUUUGUGGAAUGAAGGCUGGUCACCCAGCCAGCCUCUUACCUGUUGCUUUGUGCAUUAAAAGUGCUGCA
Lagenorhynchus albirostris (white-beaked dolphin) is the source of this 2220-nucleotide messenger RNA. It is a transcript of the gene PABPC1L, whose product is annotated as poly(A) binding protein cytoplasmic 1 like. The coding region runs from base 41 to 2020 and encodes 659 amino acids. NCBI's taxonomy places the organism in Eukaryota, Metazoa, Chordata, Mammalia, Artiodactyla, Delphinidae. The record is from RefSeq and is a predicted model, not a curated record. Gene Ontology annotation, cellular component: nucleus; ribonucleoprotein complex; cytoplasmic stress granule. Gene Ontology annotation, molecular function: poly(A) binding; mRNA 3'-UTR binding; poly(U) RNA binding. The transcript has 15 exons.